UACCGUAAUAUCUCGAUAAAUUCGAAGUCUCCAUCGAAUCACAUUUUGAGGUUGCCACAUUUGAUUUAGAAUUUAUUUAAUUAAUAUUUAAUUAAUUCAAAUUGUAUUGCAUAGACCGUGAUUCGUAUAAUACAGCUAUGGCUAACAAUAAAAGUGAUGAAACCAAUGAUGUAUUCUCAGAGUUGGACGUUGAUCGAUUGGAAGUAAACGUAAUCGAGAGCCUGUGCUUUAGUUGUGGAAAAAAUGGCACUACACGGCUCUUGUUGACACGCAUACCAUACUACAAAGAACUGGUAAUAUCAUCAUUUGAUUGUCCACACUGUAAUUAUAAAAAUAACCAAUUGGACCCGGCAAUCGAAAUUAAGCCACAAGGUGUUCGAAUGUCUUUAAAGAUUGAAAACAAAGAAGAUUUGGAUAGAUAUGUGAUAACAACAGACUACACAAGUAUACAAGUACCAGAUUUAGACUUUGAAAUACCACCUAUGUCACAACGAUCCCAAGUAACUACUGUUGAAGGCAUUAUUUCCAAGACGGUUACAAAUUUAAGCGAACAAAAAAAAGUUCUUGAUUUGACACACCCUGAAUUAGCAGCAAAGAUGGAAGUUGUAAUUAAUGGAUUAAUUGGUAUUAAAAACCUUACCAAGCCCAUUCCAAUGAUGGUUUUUGAAGAUGCGACUGGAAAUAUAUUUGUUUCAAAUCCUGUUGCACCUUUGGCUGAUCCCAGAAUGCAAACAGAAAUGUUCACUCGUGAUAGUGCCCAAAAUGAAAUGAUAGGAUUAUCAGCACAAGAUAAUGCACAAGACAAUGCACAGUCGAUGAUCAAACCAUUAGGCACUUUUAAUGAUUCAUCUGUUAAUAAUAUGAAUGAUGAAAUUGUUCAAUUUAGUGGCCCAUGUCCAAAUUGUCAAGCAAUUUGUGAAACUAAUAUGAAAGUGACAGAUAUACCAUAUUUCAAACAAGUAGUCAUCAUGGCUACUGUAUGUGAAGAAUGUGGCUAUCGUACUAAUGAGGUUAAACCAGGAGGUGGAAUUGAAAAACAAGGUUUACAAAUAACUGUUAAAGUGUCAUCUCCAGAAGAUUUGAAUAGAGAUAUAUUGAAGUCAGAAACAUGUUCUCUUCGUAUUCCACAAUUGGAUUUUGAAGUUGGUGCACUUUCACUGAGUGGUCGAUUCACUACUAUUGAAGGUCUCAUAAAUUCAUUGUAUGAACAAUUGAAAGAUACUGCUACAGCAUUUUAUUCCGGUGACAGCCAGUCUGGUAGUGUUAUUGAAAAGACAGAGAAAUUUUUAGCAAAAUUGAACAACAUUAAAACUUGUAAAAUGUCAGUAGAUAUUAUACUCACUGAUCCAGCAGGAAAUAGUUAUGUUCAGAGUUUAACACCUCCAGAUUUGGAUCCUAAACUUACAAUCACUCGGUUUGAUAGAACUGAAGAACAAAACGAAGAGCUAGGAUUGAAUGAUAUAAAAGUUGAUAAUUAUGAAAAAAUAUAAAUAUAUUAUGUAAUAUUUGGUUAAAUAAAUAUAAUCAAUCUUAAUUUUAGUAAA
This is a messenger RNA of Aphis gossypii (cotton aphid), 1544 nucleotides long. RefSeq names its product zinc finger protein ZPR1 (gene Zpr1). The record is from RefSeq and is a predicted model, not a curated record. The coding region runs from base 138 to 1490 and encodes 450 amino acids. The transcript is spliced from 6 exons. Gene Ontology annotation, cellular component: nucleus; cytoplasm. Lineage: Eukaryota; Metazoa; Arthropoda; Insecta; Hemiptera; Aphididae. Gene Ontology annotation, molecular function: zinc ion binding.